AUGGCAUACGCCAUUAACGGCGUUUCCGCCCUUUCCAAGGGUCACGACCUCUCGUCUGCUGGUUACAUGGAAACCGACCAAGGCGCUACUUGGCUCACGGAGUCGGGCUCGACUAGCACCAUUGAAGAGAUUCUCGGUGCUGGUGGCAUGGACAGCGUUAGACUGAGGCUCUGGACCGGCGAACAGUACGGCCUCGACUACACUCUACAACUGGCUCAGCGUUUCUCCAAGGCCGGCUACAAGAUCUACUUAGACCUGCACCUAUCCGACACCUGGGCCGAUCCUUCCAACCAGGCCACUCCCUCGUCCUUCGACACGUCCGACCUGGCCGGCUCGGUGCGCAGCUACGUCAAGUCGACGCUCCAGUCCUUCGCCGACGGCGGCGUUGACCUGGACAUCCUAUCCAUCGGCAACGAGAUCAUCCAGGGCAUGCUGUUCCCGGACGGCCAGAUCUCCAACAACGACUUCUCAGGCUUCGCGGCGCUGUGGGCGGCGGCGCGUGCGGGCGUCGACGACGCCGUGUCGGCUGGCGCCACGAAGCCGCAGGUCAUGAUCCACCUGAACAACGGGUGGGACUCGGAGACGAUGACGUGGUGGUUCAAGGGCCUGUUCGACGAGGGCACCGUGACGACCGACAUGGUCGACGUGCUCGGCUUCUCCUUUUACCCUUUCUUCGACACGGCCGCCACCACCGACGCCCUGCAGAGCAGCCUCAACACCCUCGCCUCCACCUACAACAAGCCCCUCUACGUCGCCGAGACCGACUGGCCCACCAGCUGCUCCGGCGUCGACCUCUCCGCCGACUUCUCCGUCGACGCCCAGGGCCAGACUGACUGGGUCGGCGCUGUCAUCGACGUGCUGAACAACGUCCCUGACGGCCUUGGUGCCGGCAUUUUCUACUGGGAGCCGGCCUUCAUCAACAACACUGCUCUCGGCAGCGACUGCGAUGAUAACAUUCUGUUUGACGUCAACUGGGACAACUGGCCGGAGACCUCCGCCACCGCGAGGUCGUCGGUCAACAUGUACAACUAA
Molecule: messenger RNA, 1032 nt
Organism: Lasiodiplodia theobromae
Lineage: Eukaryota; Fungi; Ascomycota; Dothideomycetes; Botryosphaeriales; Botryosphaeriaceae
Product: Arabinogalactan endo-beta-protein
Exons: 2
Coding region: 1-1032 (343 amino acids)
Biological process (GO): pectin catabolic process
Molecular function (GO): glucosidase activity
Source: RefSeq, a predicted model, not a curated record